This is a messenger RNA of Thlaspi arvense, 621 nucleotides long. NCBI's taxonomy places the organism in Eukaryota, Viridiplantae, Streptophyta, Magnoliopsida, Brassicales, Brassicaceae. The record is from the annotation of a GenBank genome assembly.
AUGAUUGUAAUCCGAUCUUUUGAUGUCAAUAAGCCUGGGUUUGAGGUUGAUGAAAUUAAAGGAGGUGUUGCUGGUGGAAGUAUUCUUAAAAAGUUUUGCAAGCCUAAAAAAUGUGAUCCAAUUGCCAGUGGGUGUUUUGAAGUGAAUCAAUUCAUUGAGGUUCGUCCUGGAAUUGUUGUUAAGGAUGAGAAUGGCAACAUCAAGAGGUCUUAUUGGGUUGGAACUACUAUGGAUCCUACUUUGACACGUGCUGAUAGAUUGGUUGGUCAGGUUCUUGGUGAGGUUGGGUCACUCCCUGAAGUUUUUGUUGAAUUGGAGGUUAACUUUUUCUUGCUGAGACGACUUCUGGGUGUGAGGACAAAGGGCACAGAGAGGCAGGGAAAGGUUCAAAAGCUGGCCAAGGGGGAGAUACUUAUGUUGAAUAUAGGUUCUAUGUCAACAGGUGCUCGGGUUGUUGCAGUGAAGAAUGAUUUGGCUAAGCUGCAACUUACAUCUCCAGUCUGCACAAGCAAAGGUGAGAAAAUAGCCCUGAGCAGGCGAGUUGAGAAGCAUUGGCGUUUGAUUGGUUGGGGUCAGAUUCAAGCUGGUAUUACACUUGAUGUUCCCCCGUGCCCCAUUUGA